Molecule: messenger RNA, 1483 nt
Organism: Sus scrofa (pig)
Lineage: Eukaryota; Metazoa; Chordata; Mammalia; Artiodactyla; Suidae
Source: RefSeq, a predicted model, not a curated record
CUGAUAAAUUUCAUCUUUUCUCUUUUUUCCAGAUCAGUCUCCAUCACAGUUUAUCCAUGUUAGUCAUCCUCUCCAAGAAUCAGCUUUGGAUUCUAGUAAUCAUCUCUCUUGUUUUUUCUGUUUUCUAUUUCACCAAUUUCUGACUCAUUAUUUCCUUUCUUCUGUGUAGUUUCUCUUUGACUUUUUACACACAGAUCGCCUAGAACACCGAAGGUAAUAAUGAGAAAUCACACGGUCAUAACAACAUUCAUCUUGGUGGGACUUACAGAGGACCCAGAGCUACAAGUUCUGAUUUUUAUCUUCUUAUUUCUUACCUACGUGCUGAGCAUUACUGGGAACCUGACCAUUAUCAUUCUUGCACUCACAGAUUCUCAUCUUAAAACGCCUAUGUAUUUUUUUCUUUGAAACUUCUCCUUCUUAGAAAUCUCAUUCACAACAGUCUGUAUCCCCAGAUUCCUGUACAGUAUAUCAAGUGGGGACAACAUCAUGACUUAUAAUGCCUGUGCCAGUCAAAUAUUUUUUAUUGGACUCUUUGGAGCCACCGAGUUUUUUCUCCUGGCCGCCGUGUCCUAUGACCACUGUGUGGCCAUCUGCAAACCCCUGCAUUACAUGAGCAUCAUGAACGGCAGAGUCUGCACCAUCCUUAUCCUCUGCUGCUGGACCUCUGGGUUGAUGAUCAUCAUCACACCACUCAGUGUGGGCCUCCAGCUGGAAUUCUGUGACUCCAACGCCAUUGAUCAUUUUGGCUGUGAUGCAUCCCCUCUCUUUAAGAUCUCAUGUUCAGAUACAUGGUUCAUAGAACAGAUGGUUAUAAUCUGUGCAGUCGUGACAUUCAUCAUUACACUGAUAGGUGUUGUUCGUUCAUACAGAUGUAUCAUCAGGACAAUUCUCAGAUUUCCUUCUGCUUCACAAAGAAAGAAGGCUUUCUCCACGUGUUCUUCUCACAUGAUUGUUGUUUCCAUUACCUACGGCAGCUGUAUUUUUAUCUAUAUCGAGCCUUCAGCCAAAGAAGAGGUGGACAUUAACAAAGGAGCAUCUGUGCUCACUACAUCUAUUGCUCCAUUGUUGAACCCCUUUAUUUAUACUUUGAGGAACAAGCAAGUGAAACAAGCUUUCAAUGACACGAUCAAAAAAAUUGCAUUUACAUUACACAAGAGCAAGCUGAAUCAAAUGAAAAUGAUAGAUUUAUUGCUUAAUAUUUUUUCCAAAGACCCUAACUAGUUCAGUAAGAGGACACUUCUUAUGAAUCCUUCAUAUCUUGAUUUGUGAAACUACAUGGAACAAAUCCUCUCUCUCAAAACCAAAAUAAUUUAUAUCAUUACAAGAAGAUGAGAAUUUAUUUCCAAGAAACAAAAUCACCCUUCAUCUCACAAUAAGCCUUUCCAAUAUUAGCCAAAAGAAACUGCAUAACUUGUUAAAUAUGGUACCAAUGAUUUCUAAGAAAUUUUUGGAAGAGUUUCGAUGAACUCCUUUAAUUUGCAUA